Molecule: messenger RNA, 2226 nt
Organism: Siniperca chuatsi (mandarin fish)
Lineage: Eukaryota; Metazoa; Chordata; Actinopteri; Centrarchiformes; Sinipercidae
Product: probable cyclin-dependent serine/threonine-protein kinase DDB_G0292550
Exons: 7
Source: RefSeq, a predicted model, not a curated record
AACAACGACAACUGCUCCGGCAGGGACAACAACUACACGUGCUCCAACAACAACGACUGUAGCAACAACUACACCUGCUACAACAACAACAACUGGGGACACAACUACAACUGCGGCAACAAUGACAACUGCUCCAACAACAACAACUACGGCAACAACUACUCUUGCUCAAACAACGACAACAGCAGUAACAACAACAACGAAAGCAGCAACAACUACACCUGCUCCAACAACAACAGCAGCAACAACAACUACUUCUGCUCUGACAACGACAGCAACAAAAACACCUGCUCCAACAACCACGACUGCGGCAACAACAACACCUGCUCCAACAACAACAGCAGCAACAACAACUACACCUGCUCCAACAACAACAAGUGCAGCAACAACUACACCUGCUCCGACAACAACGACAGCAGCAACUGCAGCAACAACAACAACUGCUCAAACAACAACAACAACAGCAGCAACAACAACUACUUCUGCUCUAACAACAACAACUACAGUAGCAACAACUGCACCUACUCCAUCAACGACAUCAACAACACCUGCUGGAACAACGACAACUGCAGCAACGACAACUAUAGCCACAACGAAACCUGCUCCAACAACAACUACAGCAGCAACCACUACAACUGCUCCAACAACAACAAAUACAGCAACAACUACUUCUGCUCUGACAACGACAACGACAUCAACAACAACUACACCUGCUCCAACAACAAUAACUGCAUCAACAACGAUACCUGGUCCGACAACAACAGCAGCAAACAACACCCUAACACCUGCUCCAACAACAACAACUGCUGCAACAACGACACCUGCUCCAACAACAACAACAACUGCAGCAACUCCAACAACAACUGCACUGCGCUCAACAACAACAACAACAGCAGCAACAACUACACCUACUCCGACAACAACAGCAGCAACAACUACACCUGCUCCGACAACAACAACAGCAACAACAACAACAACACCUGCUCCAACAACAACAACACAACAACAACAACAACAACAGCAACAACAAACAACUACACCUGCUCCAACAACGACAGCAGCAACAACUACACCUGCUCCGACAACGACAACUGCGGCAGCAACAACUACACCUGCUCCGACAACGACGUCAACAACAACACCUGCACCAACAACAACGAGAGCAACAACAACAACACCUGCUCCAACAACGACAACAGCAACAAUCACAACGACAACUGCAGCAACAACAACACCACCUGCUCCAACAACGACAACUGCUGCAACAACAACACCUGCCUGCUCAACAACAACGACUGCUGCAGCAACAACUACACCUGCUCCAACAACGACAACAACAGCAGCAACAACAACACCUGCUCCAACAACAACAGCAGCAACAACAACAACACCUGCUCCAACAACAACAACAGCAACAACAACUACACCUGCUCCAACAACGACAACUGCAUCAACAACAACAACAACAACACCAACAACUCCAACAACAACUACACCUGCUCCAACAACAACAGCAACAACAACUACACCUGCGCCGACAACAACAGCAGAAACAACAACUACACCUGCUCCAACAUCAACGACAGCAGCAACAACUACACCUGCUCCGACAACAACAACAACAGCAGCAACAACUACACCUCAAACAACAACAACAACACCUACUCCAACAACAACAGCUAGUGCAACUACACCUGCUCCAACAACAACAGCAACAACAACACUACACCUGCUCCAACAACAACAACAAACAACAACUACCAACAACAACAACAACAACAACACCUGCUCCAACAACAACAACUGCAACAACAACAACACCUGCUCCAACAACACACAGCAACAACAACAACAACACCACUGCUCCAACAACAACAAUUACAGCAACAACAACACCUGCUCCAACAACAACAACAGCAAACAACAACUACACCUGCUCCAACAACAACAACACAACAACAACAACAACAACUGCUCCAACAACAACAACAACAACAACAACAACAACAACAACAACAACAAACUCAACAACAACUACACCUGCUCCAACAACAACAGCAACAACAACUACACCUGCUCCAACAACGACAACCGCUGCAACAACAACACCUAAUCCAACAACGACUGCGCAACAACUACACCUGCUCCAACAACUACACCUGCUGGCAACAACAACACCUGCUCCAACAACAACAACAACAGCAACAACAACUACACCUGCUCCAA